AUGCCCGUCACCCUUUCAGUGGCGGAUCAUGCCUCUAAGAUCUGGACUGGACACAAAGCCAGCACUGCGGGCGACCUACCCCAAGAGUCAUGCCAGCAAGAAAGCGAGCAAAGCAAAGGCAUCCUCCGAAGCUCGUUCUCGCACGACCUCUUGAGUACGAACCACAUCUCGCCAUCGAAGCACGGACUCGUAUAUGCAGCCUUCCUCAUGUCGUUCGAGGAGCCAGCUGCGCCGGCUGUCAAAGACUUCUGGGGCAAGACCGCUCAUCAUCAGAGUGGUAACAGCGGUCCCACCUACCUCUCGGGGUGGAUUACAGCAUUCUGCUUCUGGGAUGAGAAGGGGCAGAGCCUCGUUCGUCUACCAGACCGGAACGGGUGCGAGGUCGACGGUGCCUUGUAUCAUCGCGUUGAUACCAAGCAGAUCCCGUCAGACUACUUCUCUGUGCCGGUCACGCUGAACGACAAAGGCAAGGUUCACCACACGAAGAUGACAACUGGAUCCGUGGGCAUCCAGACCUCAUAUUCUCCGAGCCGAUUCUCCACAGGCAUGCCGUCAUCUAAGCAGAGCGGUAUCAGUACUGUCGACGCGUCUCGCACAGCAAUAGCUGGGAGCGCCCAGCGUGACACGCUUCAGCCAGUGUCUGGGUGGUGGACGUUCGAGGUCGAUCCGAAUGCACCUGACCCAGAAACUCAACACAAGUUGAGGGAGCAAAAACAGUUGGAGCAUAUCAGGAAGCAGUUGGAGGAUUCGAGAAAGCGUUGCGAUCAAGGUGUCAAAUAG
Cercospora beticola is the source of this 780-nucleotide messenger RNA. RefSeq lists its product as uncharacterized. The record is from RefSeq and is a predicted model, not a curated record. NCBI's taxonomy places the organism in Eukaryota, Fungi, Ascomycota, Dothideomycetes, Mycosphaerellales, Mycosphaerellaceae.